GAACCAGGUAAGAACAAUUGGGUUUAAUGAAGUCUAAAUAGCAAUAUUAUUUUGCGGGGCAGUGAAGCUAUUUACAAUUUCAAAACCGUUUAAUUUAAAAAUUACAGAUACUUAAAACUAAUUUGACAUUGCCAUAGUUUAAUUUUAUUUUAUUUGAGUCAUGCUCAGGUCAUGUUUUCACCUGUCUUUGCUUCUGGCAUAGAAUCACUCCGCGCCUCCCUCUAUCCCUGCCCACAGGACAUUCAGUCACUUUACUAUGCAUAGUUACAAGAUUAUUAAUAUCUGCACGCUUGCAUCACAAGUGGGGUGGGUGGGUGGCUGGGGGUGUCUGGUACAUUCGGGCACUUUCGACAAGGAUACGUGUCAUUCUCAAUGAUGGAAACAACAACAACAAGGCUUGGCUGUGUUCUUGUACUUGACAUUAGCUGAAGCGCUAUUCUGGCUUGUUGAGCUCCCACUUGGAGUUUCCCCAGCUAAGAGAGGAUUUGAUUGGCAGACUUGAAUGCAGCAUCAGAGAUGUUGCAGCUGAAUUUUAAUGUCAAGCUGAGGAUAGCUGGAGAGCAGAGUCUUGUGCAGCUUCCAUAAGUCAUUUUAAGGUUUUUGCUGCUGUACAAUAUUAAUUGUAUUAACACAUCAUAAUGUUACAUCAGUGGGUUUUGUACUUCUGGUUUCAAACUGACAAGCUUACACAACUGACACCAUGUGUUCACAGUUGGGUCAGGUUCCAAGACCACCUCCCGGCAUGCUUGAGAUAUCUUUUUUCUUCAAGUGUAGCAAGGUGUAACAGAGGUAGGCUGGGGCUCAAAGUGACCAAGAGUCUAAGUGCUGUCAUGUAGUACUCAUUCAUGUGUGUUGCGGGGUUACUGAAGACUAACAUGCCUGUGAAUUUUAGAGAAGAAUGCCAAAGCAAAGGGUGGUAAAUAUAUGACCUUUGUCACUGGAAAGCAUAACAACAUAAAAGUGAUUUAAGCAGCUAAGACAGGUGAAGAUAAACUCAGAUUCAUUUGGAAAAAAUAUGUAAAAGAAAAGGUUUCACUCAAAGAUUAACAUCCAUUAGGCUUCAUUGGUGCAGCAGCUUUAGUGUCAGGAUAAAAAACAAACAAACAAAAAAUAAUAAUAAUAAUCAAAACCAGAUUCUGGGGGUAAAUUAUAUUGAAACACAUGUUAAAGAAAAAACCUUAAUUUUUUCAUUCAUACCUUAGCAUAUGACCAGUUAAAGGGCCUUUUUUUUCCUGUGUAUUUGAUCUUUUUAGUGUUCCCAGGCCAUCAAUCCUUCUUGUCCCUUGCCAGCAGCCCGACGGUGACCUCUGACAGGAAAGUGAAACAAGAGAAAGGGGAAACUGCCAUUUGAAAAGGCCUUUGGGUAUUGAACUGCCUGCGUCAUGGCAGCCAUCGAUCUGGAGGUUGGGCUGGAGUGCAACGGCCGGGGAUGGGGGCAAGAAAGGCCAGAAAUGACAGACAACUUUGACUCAGAGAUGCAAGAGUGGGAGGAUCAACUGCAGGACAUCCAGAGAAAAAUCGAAGAGCUUUACAAUGAAGUUCAGGCCCGCAGAGGAGCAAACGACAUCUCCACUGACAACCAGAAAAAUGGCAGCUCGUUGGAGUGUGGGCUUGGGAACCAUGGCAACGUCCUUUUUGUGCCCGGCCACUGCAGUGAGAAUCACCCUGGAGAUAUAACCGUGCCAUGUCACUAUAGUAACAGCUGUAAAUACAGCAUCGAUGGGUACGGCUGCCCUGUGAGUCAUCACAAUGGCUACAGUUACUGCAGCUCCAACGGGGUCUCGGAGAUUGGAGAUUUACUGCAGGAUUAUUUGGGGAAAGGGAAACAAAUGAGCCGGAAGAACAACGGUGCUCGCCACGUGCACUUCAGUGACACAAUCAAAGUGAGCCAGGAUAACCUCGCAUACCAGGAUGAGAGCAGAAGACGAUUGGAAAAUCAAAGGAUGGGACGAGAGCAGUUUUUGGUCAGUUCUGAGGAAACCGAAAACAGGAAGAAUCGAUUAUGUAACAUGAGGAGCUCUCCCUGCAGAGAUCGUUCCCCUAACAAGGAAAGCACAGGUUCAAAACCGCCUCUUGGACAAAGGGAUGCUCCUGCUGCACAAGCACGCUCGCAGCUCCCAGUUACAACAGCUGAGUCUCCUUCUCUGGACAGGAAGUCCUUCGGUCCAGGUGUUCUGGGAGACAAGAAAUGCAGCAGCCCUUCUGUUCUCAGGAAGUUUGGAGCCAUGCUUCAGGAGAACGAGGGCAAAACACUCACCAACUCAGGAGUAGUGACCCAUCAAGGCUCUGCCCCAGAGGCAAAGUGUCCCACUCCUAGCUGUCAGCGCAGAGCUUUUGGAGCUGCUGGAGUUGCCGGCAGGGUGCCCAUGCGUGUGCCUACUCAAAAAAGCCAAGCAGAUUCCGACGCGCUGACAGCAGAGAUAGAGCCCAGCCAAGAACGGGGUUUAGUAUUAGACUUUGGUCGGCAGAACUACAAGGAUCAGAGAGGAGGUUACAGCAGUUCUAAAUGGUCUCAACUUGGUCCCCAGCAGGCCCAAAGGAGAUCACAGGUGCCAGGGAGCCCAAAGAUGAGACCUAGGGCUAACAGUGGGGCAGACAGAGAUGGAGGGUUGGUUCAAGGGGAGAAAACAAGGAAGCCUGCACACCAACAUGCGGACUCCAAAAUUGACUACAGGACUUCAAGUGCUUCCCCUGGAACUCAGAGGAUCCAGAGGGGACAAGAGUUGCCAGGUUGUGGCCGUUUGAGGGAUGACGGACUUAUUGAGCUUCUGGACAUGCUUGAGAUCCAACACGAGUACAGCUCCAGUCCCAGAACAGGAUACACAGCUUACAGACAGGAGCCACAGCAGAUAAAUCCAGCUGAGUUGUCCCCAGCCAAGCCCAAGAAGAGCUUCUCUCGCCCUGCACGGCCAGCCAACCAGCGACCUCCUUCCAGAUGGGCCAGUCGCACUCCUACUGCCAGAAUCACUGCCCCAUCAGGCCCAAUCUACCGCCCCCCAAGCCCCCUGACUCGUACCCCAAGCCCCAUGACUAGAACCCCAAGUCCUGCACCAAGGCACCGGCCUCUCAUUACCUAUUCUCUUCAGCCUGAGACUGUCAUUAUGUGAUAAGUUUCCAUGUGAACCAAGCAUGCUCCCUUCCUGUCGGGCAAACCCUCCCUGUGUAAAUAGGACGAUUCUGUUAAACUGCUUCAAGAGUGCUGCAGAAAAAUGCAGAAGUGUUAUCACAUUUUACUAAAUCAAACACAACCACAACAUUCUCCAGUGUUGCUGUAGCUUUAAAGUUCCUCUGUGCCUGAUCUUUGCCAACACAUCAGCUUAUUGCUUUGUUGCUUUCCUGCCUUAUCCAUAUUCCUCUUUUUUUCUUUUCUUUUGUAUUAAAUUUAGGUGAUUCUAUGUUAUGUAAUUCAGCAUGCAGCCCUAGUUUGAGGGUGCAUGCUCAUGUGUUCGAUCAGCGUUGAACUAAAUUCAGCCUGGUCACCAGUGGGAGAUCAAGUCCCAGCAACAAUCUGCAAAUUAUUGACAAGUGUGUUUGACUGUAUCAUAAUGUCAAAAUAUAUUUGAGAUGUUCAAAUAACAGCUGUGACAGAUGAUUCUAAUACGCCUUUAAUGUAUUUUAAUGGUAAUAAAUAUGAAAGUUCUUU
Messenger RNA from Melanotaenia boesemani (Boeseman's rainbowfish), 3643 nucleotides. RefSeq lists its product as uncharacterized. The coding region runs from base 1383 to 3107 and encodes 574 amino acids. The transcript has 5 exons. The record is from RefSeq and is a predicted model, not a curated record. NCBI's taxonomy places the organism in Eukaryota, Metazoa, Chordata, Actinopteri, Atheriniformes, Melanotaeniidae.